Messenger RNA from Polychytrium aggregatum, 888 nucleotides. RefSeq names its product transcription initiation factor IIF, beta subunit-domain-containing protein. The transcript is spliced from 4 exons. Gene Ontology annotation, biological process: transcription initiation at RNA polymerase II promoter; transcription by RNA polymerase II. Lineage: Eukaryota; Fungi; Chytridiomycota; Chytridiomycetes; Polychytriales. Gene Ontology annotation, cellular component: transcription factor TFIIF complex. The coding region runs from base 1 to 888 and encodes 295 amino acids. The record is from RefSeq and is a predicted model, not a curated record.
AUGACGAUCGACGGCGAUAUCAAGCGCGAGCCCGGACACGACGGCCUCUCGGAUAUACUUCUGGAUGAUCCGCACGACGACAGCGACCACGUCGGCAUUGAAGACCUUGCUGCCAAGGGCGAUCUGAAUCUGUCGAGCACUUCCCGGAAAAUCUGGCUUGUCAAGGUGCCGGCGUUUGUGGCCGAGAAAUGGUCGAGCAUCAAGACAGACGGAGUCGAGCUCGGGCGCAUUCGAAUCUACGAAAAGGCCCAGGUCUCUGGAGGAAGAAAGGAGCCCAAGAUCACGAUGCAUCUCCCAGAAAGCGACUGGAGCAGCGAUCUGCCCAAGAACUUCAACCUCAAGGUCAUCAGCACCGGCCAACCUAACUCGUACGUCUUCACCGAAAACAGCCAGGGCACCGCCGUCGGCAUUGCCGGCACCAUCCACCACGAGGCCCACGUCACUCCGAUCUUGGACGACAACUACCACAGUCUGCUCAAGCGGCGCAAUUCCACCCAGAACGAUACCAACCGGAAGGUCAAGGAAGAGAAGAACCCACGCCUGGAGGCAUGGACGCAAACAUCCGACCGCAUCCGAGAUUUCAAGUUUGGCCGCGAUCCCCUGCUCGAGCAUCGCAAGAAGCAGUCGCAGGACAAGAAGGAACGCAUGUCCGAGAAGGAGCUGCUUGACGAGCUCUUUGUCCUCUUUGACAAGCAUUCGCACUGGAGCUUCAAGGGUCUGGUCGACAAAACGAUGCAGCCGCAACAGUGGCUCAAGGAGGUUCUCGUCAAGAUAUGUGUUCUCAACAAGCGAGGUCCAUAUGUCAAUCUAGGGGCCCGCCUCAGCCGCCGGGUCAAGCGCUGCACCAGCGGGUCCGGGUGGCUCCGAGGACAAGCUGGAUUACGAUGA